AUCUGCGCGCAUGCGCACAUCAUUGUUUUGAUUGAAAAUGCCGUCGGUUUCGAAAACGGCGGCCAAUGCGUCUCCUCAAACUGAGAAACCGACCCACUAUACGUACUUAAAGGAGUUCAGGACAGAGCAGUGUCCGUUGUUCCUCCAGCACAAGUGCACUCAGCACAGACCCUUUACCUGCUUUCAUUGGCAUUUUCUUAACCAGCGACGCAGGCGACCCAUCCGAAGAAGAGACGGAACCUUUAACUACAGCCCGGACGUGUACUGCACGAAAUACGACGAGACUACAGGCAUUUGUCCAGAUGGAGAUGAUUGUCCUUAUCUACACCGAACCACGGGCGACACCGAGCGCAAGUACCAUCUACGAUAUUACAAGACUGGGACUUGUAUCCACGAGACAGAUGCUCGAGGGCAUUGUGUGAAGAACGGCCUUCACUGUGCUUUUGCUCACGGCCCACACGAUCUCCGGCCUCCAGUCUAUGAUAUCAGAGAGAUCCAAGCACAAGAGGCCCUCCAGAAUGGUCAGUUGGGAUCUGGGGAUGGUAUUCCUGAUUUACAACCUGGUGUGCUCGCUAGUCAAGCUAUGAUUGAGAAAACUUUAACUGAAGAUCCCAGGUGGCAAGAUACCAACUUUGUUUUAGCCAAUUAUAAGACAGAUCAGUGUACCAAACCCCCCAGACUAUGCAGACAGGGCUAUGCAUGUCCUCACUACCACAACAGUAGGGAUCGAAGGCGAAAUCCACGAAAGUUCAAGUACAGGUCAACUCCUUGUCCCAACGUGAAACACGGGGAUGAAUGGGGUGAACCCUCAAAGUGUGACAGUGGGGACAGUUGCCAGUAUUGUCACUCUCGCACUGAACAGCAGUUUCACCCAGAGAUCUACAAAUCUACCAAAUGCAAUGAUAUGCGUCAAACAGGAUACUGCCCCAGAGGGCCGUUUUGUGCAUUUGCACAUGUAGAAAGAAUUCCCUCCACAGAGGAGACAAUGAACUCAUUGCUGUCAGCCAUACAGUCGGGUUCACAGGCCCAGCUGGGCUCUCAGCAGUAUUUAGAGGGUCCAGUUGGUGAGUGGAACAGUGGGGGAAACUCCACCACCAACACAAGCAGUAGCAACGGACAACUAGGAAGUGUUUCAUGUUCAAAUAAUACAACAGUAACAACAUCCUCAGGAAGCGAAAGCUUGCUCUCCCCAGUGGGAUCCAUCAGCAGGCCCGUGUCCCUAACUAGUAGUAGUUUAUGUUCAGAGUCCAGUUCAUCCAGUGUUCCAUCUCUGAUGUCUAACUAUCCCAAAGCUCCGGGCUUUGAACGUGAGGAUCAGAUAAAGUGUAAGGGACAGACGGAGCAAAAAUUAAUGGACCAAGAUAAGCAGAUGCAAAAUACUGUAUUUUCUGCUGUGAACCCGUUGGCAUCAAGCUUCACGUCCAGCAUCACAUCAAGUUUGGCCUCCAGUAUUGGAUCCGAUAGUUCUUCACCCACCACCUUAUCCACCAUGAAUGCAAAGGCCACUCCUUUCUAUCCAGGGAGCAACACGGUGGAGUCCGUCAUCGGUUCUGCUUUAGACCUCAAUUUCAGCGACAUCAACGUUGCAUCUCUUGAUAAGGAGUUAGAGGAGCAAGAUAACAGUUUAGGACUUUCAAGUCAAAGGGUGCUGGGUGGGUCGGCUCCCGUCAACAUUCCCGGCUCCCUGGCGAGGUCCUCCUCUUUUAAUUCCUCGUCAUCGCUUUCCACCUCUCCGCUGAGCUCCCUCUCCCAGUCGCUGUCACAGUCGCUGCUGUCUGGAGCAGUGUCUCAGCAAAACCAUGCCGCCAUGUUAACCAAGCAGGAACAUGGCCUCCUGGGAACACCCACCUCCUCUUCCCAGAAUUCCCUGGGUUUGAAUGGAGGAGCAAGCAACAUCUGGGACUUUGUAAGUGGCAGCUUUUCUCCAAGUCCAUCCCCAGUUUUCAGCAGCCUGACCUCCACAUCCAGCAGCACUGAUCUGGCCCGCCUUUUUCGAGAGCUGGAUGAAGCUAAAAGGAAGAUCAAACAAUGGGAGGAGGCCUGGCAUCAAGUCAAGCAGGCGUUUGAAGCUUGUCAGAAAGACGCGCACGAAGCGAAGGAGCAAGCAAAGACGGCUGAGGCCGAGCGGCAGCUGGCAGAGCAGAAAUGGGAAGACGCAGAGCGCAAGCUGAAAGAACUCCAGGGAGACUUUGACGUGUUUUGUCGCACCCCUGGAACUCCUCUCCUCCGUAGCUACGGAGAGCUGGACCAGCUCUCCCUGUCCAAACUCCACUCUAUCCAGAGUCAGCUACGUAAUGACCUAGACCUUAUAGACGGGUUUGCAGCUCAUAUCGACUCUUUUCUUCCCCCAACAGGUAAUUUAUCAGCUUCAGUCAAAGAAAUGUAUAGUUUGCCAAAACCAUGAUCGUUGCGUUGUUCUGCAACCUUGCCAACAUUAUGUACUUUGUGAGAACUGUGCACCUAGUAAAGCAGAAUGUCCUUAUUGUAAAACAAAAAUAGUCAAGUGGUGAUGUACAGAAACUCGAGCUACUAUUUAGAAACUUAAUCCUGUUAAGAACUACUAAUCACACCUUUUCUAAGCAGUGAUGUCUGUUUUUUUCUGACGUCUGACUAUAAUCUGAAUUACACAAUAUUAGAAAUCAGUAUUAUAAAUCAGGUGUUCCCAGUAGACAUUCAUUUCUAAGGUAGCUCUUUUUAUUUUCUGUUCUGUUGGACAUAACAUUUUAUACUGCAUAUUCUCUGAUUAGAUUAUAAAUAACCGUAUUAUUCCAGCUUUAGGCACAGUAAAAGGCGCUGGGCUUUGGUCCAGUUACAGAUCAACAUUUUCAUAUUUAAUCUGAAAGCAAAACACAGCUAUAGAUUUUUCCAAAUAAACAGAAAAAGAACUAAACAGUGAGACAAGUUGAGCAAAAUGACAUCUUUUAAAAUGGACAGCGGUGAUAAACGUCAGGAGAAUGAAAGAUUGAAACCCCCUGAGGAGUGAGGUAGCAUCAAAAUGAACUUUCCGGAGAAUGAUUGAAGGCAUUCAGCACCAGCUUUUCAAAAAAGAAAAUAUACAAAAACAACUUCAGAAAUGAACAGAUAAAUAUAUAUAUAUAUGUAUAUAAAUACAUGUAUAUCAUUUUAGAAAUCUGUAUUAAGCUUUUGAGAAGGUUUUUUUGUCAACUGUAGAAGUGAUUCUUUUUAAGUUCAUAAAAAAACUGCAGUGUUUUUCAUACAAUAAUAUCUAUCAGUCACUAAGCUAAGCUUUAGCUCAAAACGCAUUUGAGCGUCUUUUCCUGGAUCCCACCAAAGUUUAUAUCAAAAUACAAAUAUUGCAUCUUAUUUUUUAUGUAAAUUUUUUUUUUUUUUUUUUUUUUUUUUUUUUUUACAAAAAUGAAUGUUUUUCAGUAAGCAAAAAAGGAACACAAAUUAAAUGCAAAUAAAAUUAAUUUGGCAGCUAAACCAUAAAAAUCUUAUGAAAUAUGUUUGAGUAAAAUUUCAUAUUUUGACUUAGCACCUCUUAUUUUAAAGCUAUUUCAAAUAUUUGGCUUAAGUAUUUUGCUAAACUUAAAAACACUUCACGUCCAAAAAAAAACAUAGUAUUAUCCUCAAAAAAAAAAAAAGCAGCAACAAAUGAUGCUAACAUGCAAAAAACCUUAAAGCAAUUAACCAAACAAUCAUAUUGACCAAGUUUCUAAGGAUAUUUCUCUGUUAUAAUCUUAAAACUUUCUUUUGUAUUAAAGCACUUUGUUAAAAUGGGACUUUAUUAAUGGGUUUGCUUUUUUAUUUUUAGAUUUCCUUUGUUUUUCCACAUAAGCUAACACCUGGAGCUUUUCUAAGAACUGUGAACUAUAAUUUGGAUAUUUCCUGUUGUAAAAUCACAGCAUGAUGAUUGAAGAUUUCCUAUAAAAAAUCCAGAUAGUUUCUACUUUCAUAGUUCGAUUUAUAAAAUUCAAUCAAAACGAGUGCAAACGAAAUCUGCAUUUUACGCAUAACCAGCAGCUAGAUGAUAUCAGCGAGGCACAUGCUACAUGUUAAAGGCUGUUUGUCAAUCAGUUUUGUUAUGUAGAAAGUGAUCAAGGCUGUCAAUUAGAGACGCAUGGAUUAGCUUUUCUGUUUUUGUAUAGAAAUCUAGCCUCUAGAACAUAUCGCCCUCGAACUCCACAGAAGUGCCUUGCCUUAGGUGACAGGUUAUGUGUAGAAUUGUCAGAGCAGACACUAGUAGUUCAACAUGUUUCUGUAUAUUUAACCUUACAAAAGCAUCAAGAUGUGUAUAACUAUAUGUAAAAGUGUAUUCUGCUGUAUUUGGCCAAUAUCCAUAAAGUAUUUUAGAGGGGGGGUAAAAAAGUUCAAUUGUGAGUGCCUGCGUUCAGACCUUCAGAAAAGCAUCCUGUACCCACAAUUCCUUGUGGUUGUGGUGCUUUGUUUUGGUGCAGCUUCACCUUUCGGAGGAUAUGGGCGUUUUUUUGUUUGUUUUGGGAGUAUGCAAACAUCAAUUGAAACUUGUAUAAAGGCGUACACAAAAGGCUUUUAGGACUGUGGAGUUUUCUUGGACUAAUUCUGCAGUGAAUGAAAAGUUUCAUUGUUUACUCGUAGAAUGGAUUUUGCAUAGGAUUUAUGCUUAGGUUCUUCUAAUUGAAACGACCUUCUACUGUGUUUAAAAAAGAAAAAAAAACAACAACUUUAUAUUCUUGCUUUGAAUCCAGUAGAAACACAUGUAUCUCCAGGUACAGUCUUUUGCUACACAUGAAUAUGGGAUAAUGCAUUGUUUACAUUCUCUCAAAUGACAAUGAAGCAACUCAGAGGAAAAGAAAAAGAAAAAUAUCAAGAGAGCCAAUGGUAUUUGAGCAUUAUCAUUACUAUAUUACAGGCAGGCUAAACACUUCUGGUAUUGCAUGUUAUGCGAUGUAAGUAACCAGCUAUUUAAAAAAAAGAAAAGAAAAAAAUGGUCGCACUGUGUCACACUGCCAGAAUAUUUGUAUUGACUUAUUUUGAUGUAGGUAAGGCUAAAUAACUUUUGCAAGCUUCGCUGCUACUACAAAAGGUAUAAAUGUAGUUUCUUGUUAUAGAUGUUUGAAUGUUAUUGUGUACCUGCAGCUCAGAUUUCAGAAACUAUGAAACCAUUUGUCUAAUGUAUCUAACUUAAAUUUGUUUUUUUUCUAAUUGUGCAUUUGUUAAUCCAUUCGAGUCCAAUUUUCUAUACUUUUGUAAAUCACUUCAAAUGAUGUCAUGGGCUUGCGUACUACUAUAGAUUGUCCUGUUUUGACUUUGAUGUAACGUAAAUACUUUUGUUGGCUUUGUGGUUUCUCUGUACACUGGAUAGCGGUGUACGUUGCAGGUAAUUUGAAAACCUUUUGGCCUUUUUUUUUUGUUUGUUUUUAUUUUACCUGGGAGGUAAAGGAAGAAAAAAAAGGCGCCUGGUGUGACAAAUGUCAGAUCAAGCCAAAGCGGCGUUCCAGUCAGACGUUUAUGAUAAAGGAAUCGUUGAAAAGCAGGGAGGAUUUUUCCUUUAAUGUUUCAUAUUUUGGUUAUUAAACCUGAGCAACAGGAUUUACAUUUGCUUUGCAGCGUUAAUAGAUUUAUUAUAUUUUGCAGUUUUACCAAAGACCUGUAUUCUUUCUUUCUUUCUACUAUAUUUCAUUUGUCUUAUUCAUUAGGAAAUCUUAAGUAGAUUAAAGGAAUCAUGUCACCUAGCAACCUUAAAUAGAUGGAAAAAUUCAAUAAAAAUGAUAAAUGACACCUUUUCUUUACAUUUUUAAUUAUUUAACGGCAGUCAUAGUGAGUUAUUAGCUGAACAAAAAUGCAUGGGUGAGAUCCUUCCCAACAUGUAUUUGUAAUUUUGAUUUGGUGGCGCGUGUACAUCGGCGGAUUGUGCGACGCUAGCUUGCACAUUCUGGCCAUAAGUGAGGUUUCCGUGUGGGUUUUAUAGUCGUCUACAGUGAAGGAUUGCUUUUGGGAAUGACGUUUGUGCUUCUGAAGUGGCCAAAUAAACUUCAUAACUGUACUGUUUUUUUAUUUUUGCUUAAUCGAGAUAGUUUAUAACGUCGUUCGGUAUGUGUUCUAUAUUGAUAUGGUAGGCCUACAGGUGCUUUUUAUUCGAUUUCUCUCAAAGGUGUCGUUUUUGUUCCUCAUUAACCAGAGAACAGUUUAUCGCAGUGGCAGAAGAAUCCGGCAGAUCUGGCGUGUUGCUCGUGCGUUUUUAGGUCUGUGGUCUUACAGAAAAUCCGUUUGUGUCAAUUGACAUAUUUCAGGAAAAGAAACAAAUGUCGGGUAAGCAUAGCUUCUCUGCAUUGUUUUUUUCCUGCUUCUUUCGAUUUAAUCUCUUAGUGGACCAAUUACUUUUUAACAAAACUGUGCCUUUUUAAUAUUUACAUGACAUAGACUGACUGAAGGGAGGGGGGAGGGGGAAAUUACGGUUAUUUCGAAAUUCAAAUUCCAGUGCCUUAAAUAAUUCCGUAGACCACAAAAAUCCCUGCGUGUUCAGGCUAAAAGCAACAAAUUAUUGCAAUUUGAUUCACCAACUCACAAAUAUUUGUCUGCCAUACAGUCCAAGAAACCUCAACAAUACCAAACCACUGAACACAACAAUUAUGAACGAGUCAUUCGGCACCACAAAGUUCAAGAAAAGCACCAAAUAGGGCGCGUUUUGUAAAUUUAUUCGUGAUAUUUGUGUCAUUAUGCUCUGGAAUAGUUCAAUAUAUUUUGCAUUAUUGUUAGUUGUUGUGUCUUUAUUUUGUUUUUUUAACUUCUAUAAAUGGAGCCAGAAAAUUUAUGCAAUCUUGUACAUGUUAUAAAAUAUGAUGUAUGGAGCUGUUUGAAUUAAGUAAAAGCAGAAAAGUAAAAAAUGUGGAACCUGCAGGUCCAUGUACUUACAUUUAAGGAGACUUUUUUUUUUUUUUUUUUACUUCAUUAAAGCCCUGAAAUAUUGAAUGUAUUCUUCCAAAUUAGAUAUUCAACUAUUAGGUCACUGGAUAUUACGGAGCACAGUUUAUUGAUUAUGAUGUAGCAUCUAGUUGUAAACUGAUAUUCAAUAAAGUCUACUAGAAUCUAAACAAAUGCAAGUUUUUGCAAGUUUCUAUUUGUCGAUGUAUCGAGACAUUAUAAGAAAAGAAAUGUAUUUUUCUCAGGGGAAAAGCAGUGACGUGAUCUGGAAUGUGUUUAGUCCGAGGAAAUUGCAUUUCGUUGAAUUAUUUACUGAAUCACAUUAUUUAUAUAUAUAUAAAUAUAUGGGGGAAAAAGGAUGUCCCUGAUUUUGUGAGGAGCUGUAUGGAAACGUAGGAAAUUGUAAUCUAAGCUAAAAAAUUGUAGAGUAAUUUCUUGGCAUAUUGGUAUUUUGUGUUGUUAACACAAACAGGUGCAAGUCUUAGAGUAUUAGAUGUUUCUUUUUCUACAUUGAGGAUUGUGUACCAUUAUAUAUAUUUACUGUAGUGUGCUACUAGUUUGUUAACACUUGUUAAAAUGUUACACUACAGUUAUGCAAUGGUUUAUGGAAUUUACACAUUAUUUUUACCAUCUUGAAAAUUAAAGUAAUUUUUUCAUUUGUAA
This is a messenger RNA of Oryzias latipes (Japanese medaka), 7527 nucleotides long. It is a transcript of the gene unkl, whose product is annotated as unk like zinc finger. The record is from RefSeq and is a predicted model, not a curated record. Gene Ontology annotation, molecular function: metal ion binding. NCBI's taxonomy places the organism in Eukaryota, Metazoa, Chordata, Actinopteri, Beloniformes, Adrianichthyidae.